Solea senegalensis (Senegalese sole) is the source of this 2595-nucleotide messenger RNA. RefSeq names its product fuzzy planar cell polarity protein (gene fuz). The transcript has a single exon. Gene Ontology annotation, biological process: vesicle-mediated transport; non-motile cilium assembly. Lineage: Eukaryota; Metazoa; Chordata; Actinopteri; Pleuronectiformes; Soleidae. The record is from RefSeq and is a predicted model, not a curated record. Bases 354 to 1661 code for a protein of 435 amino acids.
ACGGUAACUCGUUUUGUUAAACUAGCAUAUUAAACACAACAAAGGCGAGCUGAGCGUGUGUGUGUGUGUGAGUGCGGUCAUGAUAGCUAGGCAUGCUGCAUGAUGUCCUGUGUCUUUGUCCUUGUGAGGACCAGUUUCAACCAGAAGUGGUUUUACGGCGCAUGAUGCUAAUUGCUCACAGAGGUGACAUGAUGUAAAACUGCCGGGUCAGCUUGAGCUGUUCGCAGCUGGCUGGUGAGGUUUUUCAUUUUUACUUUGUAGCUUUGUCGACAGGUUUAAUAAUCUGCAGGCGCUGAAAAGCGUCCGUUGAAGAGAAGGAGUUUGGGAAGCACGCAGCUAGCUUAACGCUCACAAUGAUGCUCCAGGACGGAUCCACUCAGCUCCUCUGCCUCACAGCCAGUAGCGGGGUUCCUCUUUUCACGAGGGGAGCUUCCAGACAGCUGCCUUUCUCUGUCAUUGGCUCCCUGAAUGGCGUUCACAUGUUCGGCGGUGGACAGGGUGUGGUGCUGUCCUGUUGUGAGACUGAAGGCGGGGGAAAGGUGGUGUGGCGGGUUUUUCAGGAAAGUGUUAUGCUCAUCGCUGUGAGUGGAGGUGGACCGGGCGGUGCAGGUAGCAGCAGCAAAGAGGAAGAGGCUCGUUUGCAGCGCCUCCUGGAGAAUGUGUGGAACUGCAUGGUGCUGGUGUUGGGGCAGGAUGAGCUGGCCAACAUGAGGAAUGUGGAGAGGAUAAAGAGAGACCUGCGCUCCUGCUUCAGCCUCAUUGAUCAGCUGUUGGAGGAGAGGCAUGAAGGUUUCCUGGGUAACCUGACCCACUGUGCUGAUUCACUUCUUCCCCCCAACCCCACUCUUGUUCAGGAGGCUGUGGAUGGAUUUGCUCAGGCUGCAGACAGUGAGUUUGGUUGCCUCCUUGUUCACGGGCGAAUAGCGGCAGCCACUGAGAAGUGGUGGCGUUUGGCACCGCAGGAAGUAGUGCUGCUCUCUGUGCUGAUGCGGUCCCUCUCAGCCUCUGGAUCAGCAUCUUGUGAUUACCCAGUUUUCCUUCCUCACGGCAGCCCCACUGUUGCCCAUCGCCUCCUCCGUUUCCAUCUGCUUCCUGGUGCAGAUGUAUGUGUGCUGUGUGGUCCCACUCCUUCUCUCCACAGAGCUGAAAGUGGACUGGUGGGUCGUUUUUGGUCACCACUGGUGGAGACUCUGAGAGACUGCCUGGCUGUUGGAGAACGCUGCUUACCUGCAUCUAUAUCUCUGCGCCCUGACAUGCUGGCACUUCUUCUCAUCAAUCGUGAAACACGUCGGUCAGUCUCCUGUGUGCGGGCUCCCACCAAUCAUCCGCUCAGCGGCCCUCCUCUACUUUCCAAGGCCCGCUGCUGGGAGCUGCUGAAGCUCUUCUACAGCUUCAGCAUGACACGCUACUUCAGCCAGGAAGAGACACUGUGUGUCUCCCCGGAGGAGAGGACUCAGAAAGGCAACACUGAAGACUUUGUUCUUGGAUUCACACACCAACCACUACAGUGUUACCUAGUUACAGAGGAGUGCAAAAGCUUUGGACUUCAGACCGCACAGCACCAGCUCUUCCUGGUUACGCCACCAUCAGUCCCCACCUUUGCACUGCGAACAGCAGCCACACAGACCCUCUCUGAUAUCGUCACAGCCACUGGGUUUUAAGUGUUUACUUUGCUAUAACAUCUCAGUCUAGGUUAACCUACUAAUCUACCACAUUUGACCCUGUAAUAAAUCCUCCAACAAGCUCUUCACUUGUGAAGUGAAUACACGCCUGCUGACAAUUCCAAAUAUGUAAAAUUGCACAUUGAAAAACUGAUCUACUAUCGAGAGAUACCAUUUCCAUCCGUUCAUCUUCAUGGAGAUUAAAAGUCCACUCAUAAAAGAAGUUCAAUAAACUGAUAUAUCACUGUUAAUAUCACCAGGCAUUUAACUUGAGCGCCACUGCUUCUUUCAUGAGAUACAUUUCUUUCACUUUUGAUUUGCUUGUUCGAGACGAGACACUAUUUAAUUUAUUUUCACUGAAUUACAGGCUGUUUCACAGUCGGAGAAAGGAGAAAAAAGAAACGUGCCUGCUGUUUUGUUUUGAAUGGUGUCACAACAUUUAUGAUCCUACGUAGCGAUGUACGAUAUUGGCCUUUUUGCCAAAUAUUCUAUACCUUCUGCAGUGAAAUUCAUAAAUUUGCAGCAGAUACAUUUCUCUAUUGUGUGAAAUAAAUUAAGAUAAACAAAUUAAUUGUUGGAGAGGGCGCCAGCAUACAGGUGUUUCAGUCGUAAGACUUGUCACGUUUGUCGGUUUUAAAGCCAAUAACGGCCGAUAAUAAUGUGCAUCCCUAAUCCUAAAAUAUGUGUUACUUUCUAUGGGUUUUUGUGUGUCUACUGAUAAUGUGACAGUGAUAAAGUUUGCACUUUACUGGCUCAAUUUUUCUUUGCAAAUAAGAUGAAUAAACCACUUUAACAACUAAGCAGAAAUUAAUGUCUGCUUAGUUGUUAUAUAUUUAUACUGAAACAGCAUCUGCUAGAACUGAAUGAAUACACCUUGUAUUUAUUGCUGUGUUUUGAUUUGUUUAUAUCUCUGCUGUUAUUUUCAAGGAAUCCU